Synchytrium microbalum is the source of this 1569-nucleotide messenger RNA. RefSeq lists its product as uncharacterized. The record is from RefSeq and is a predicted model, not a curated record. Gene Ontology annotation, biological process: ergosterol metabolic process. NCBI's taxonomy places the organism in Eukaryota, Fungi, Chytridiomycota, Chytridiomycetes, Synchytriales, Synchytriaceae. Gene Ontology annotation, molecular function: ergosterol O-acyltransferase activity. The transcript is spliced from 9 exons. Gene Ontology annotation, cellular component: endoplasmic reticulum membrane. The coding region runs from base 1 to 1569 and encodes 522 amino acids.
AUGGCUCCUCAGGGCUUUGCAUCACACACAUCAUCUGCGAGUGACUCUUCUCCAAGAAUCACUAGAUCCGCUUCAAAACGGUCUUCCUCCGUAUCAAAAUCCAUAUCGCCGCGUAACGGAGUCAUAAAUGUUGCCCUGAACGGUCAUGCCACCAUCAAUACCUCCCACACAAUCAUCAAACAUCAUCGAAGCCCAACAACAAGUGACUCGGAAAACGACCUUUUAGCAAGAGGACCCAAAUCUGCUCCUGUAUCUGGUCCUAGCUCUCCCACAAGGACAAAAUUGCCUAAAAAACAGCACUUCAAGCCGAGAUUAAGCAGGCUGGAUCGAGAAACGCUGGAAGCUGAAAACAACCCCAUGCGUGGGUUCUUUGUUCUAUUUUGGAUGUCAUGCUUCUUUUAUGGCACCACUACUAUGUGGAAGUCGUGGUCUGAGAAGGGUGUCCCUGUGGGAUUCCAAUUUGCCAGACUCAUAUCUAGAGAUGGAAUAGGAUUGGCAUUGUCCGAUUUCGCAAUGGUCUUGUCGUGCUUUACUGUCGUCGGAAUUCAGAAACUCAUAGUCACAUUUAAACUACCUCGUGGUGCUGGACUGCUAUUACAACAUAUAUGGGACUCAUUCUUUUUGGGAUUUGCUGUUAGCUGGGUGUUCUAUAAAGAUUGGCCUUGGGUUCAAUCCGGCUUCUUCGUCUUGCAUGCCAUCACAAUGCUCAUGAAAAUGCAUUCGUAUUUGGACUAUAAUCGAGAAUUGGCAUACAAGACCAGCCUCGUCGAGAAGCUCUCCCAAGAACACGAUACCCUGACAGGAGACUCCAAAAAGAGGUUGGAAGGAGUCGAUGUCUCAACGCGUCUAGAGCAGAUUCAACGACAACUUGGAGAAUUGGAUUUUGAAUUGAGUAAAGGUGCUACAUACCCUCAUAAUGUCACUGUAGCCAACUUUGUGGAUUAUAUGUUGAUUCCUACUUUGGUGUAUGAACUGGAGUAUCCACGAACUUUGAGGGUUCGACCACUCUAUGUCCUGGAGAAGAGUCUAGCUACUCUCGGUACCUUCUCGCUUCUAUACAUUACCGUGGAACACUAUGUAAACCCAGUAUUGGAUCGAAUGCCAUAUUUAUCGCUUUCAGAUACACUCAUUCAACUGCUGUUACCAUUCAUGGUCUGUUACCUGUUAAUAUUCUACAUCAUCUUUGAAUGCAUAUGCAACGCAUUUGCAGAGUUGACUCAAUUCGCUGAUCGUGAUUUCUAUCAAGACUGGUGGAAUUCGACCACAUUUGAUGAAUUUGCUAGGAAAUGGAAUCAUCCUGUCCAUGAAUUCCUCCUCCGUCAUGUCUACCUGGAGUCAAUCCAAACAUACAAGCUAUCCAAAAACUCUGCUACCUUCCUCACCUUCUUGAUGUCAUCUUGUCUUCAUGAAUUGGUGUUGGUGGUAGUUGGCAAACGGAUUCGAAUGUAUCUGUUUGUCUUGCAGAUGCUACAAAUCCCAUUGAUUUAUAUUGGACGUAUACCGGCUAUUCGACGACAGAAAUUACUUGGGAAUAUCUUGUUCUGGGUGUCAAUGUUUUUGGGUGAGUAA